ACAAAUUUUUCUACAAUUGGAUUGUUUAUGAAAAAAUAUAAAAAUUGCAAAUUUUAAAUUAAAAAAUGUCUAUAAAAUUAUAUUGCUGCUUGUGCUGCUCACCUAGCAAUGAAUAUAAAUCAUUACAAAACGAGCAGGGGGAAUGCAAUGAAAUCUAUGAAAUGACAGUCAAAUAUUUUGAUCCCAUGUUACUCACAGAGUAUAAUAAUACAAAAUGUUCGAAUGAUAAUAAAAUACUUUGCCAGGACUGUUGGUUGCACAUAAAAGAUUUUCAUGAAUUUCAACAGAACGUAAUAAAAACAAGAACAUUACUGGAAGAGACAGAGAUUAAGCAGUUGCCAUUGCAAAUAAAAUUAGAGGAGGAGCAGGUUUGCUCUGGAACAAAUAAUGAAAACAAAGAUGUGGCUCAAGGUGAUGAGGAAUUGACACAUUUUGAAGAUAUGUUAAUAAAAAAUGACUCAGAAGAUGAUGAAGACGCCCUAGGCGAUAAUGAUGUUAGAAUAUUUGAUCAUGAAGAAAAUUAUGACGAUGAUGAGGAUGAAGAUGAUCAGAAACCUUUAAUUGAAUUAAAAAAAUCUAAAAAGUCUAUGAAUUUAACCGACAAAGAUAACAAUCAAACUGAAGAUAAACCACAAAAUGGCCCGGAGGAUGACAAACCUAAAGCACGUAGAGGUCGUAAACCUAAAGAUUUUAAUAAAGAACAAGAGGGAGAAAAUAUCGAUUAUUUGGAAAAACCACCUAGAAAAAAAAGAAAAAUGAAUGACACAGAAAAACCUAAAAAGAAUUCUCGCAUCAAUUCUGGCCUAGAAAAAGGUCGAGAAUCGGAUGAAUUUAUAGCGGAAUGGAAACCUCUACUGGAAUGUGAUAUCUGUAAUGAAACAUUUCCUGUUUUCGAUUUGUUGAAAGGACAUUUUAAAGAUAAACAUAAUGCAAGAUGUUAUAUUAAAUGUUGUGAACGUAAAUUUUAUCGACGUUGUGUGCUAGUCGAUCACAUACGGUUGCAUAUUAAUCCGGAAACCCAUAAAUGUGAUAUAUGUGGUAAACCCAGCUCUAGUAAAUACAAUCUUAAACUUCACAAGAAAGUUGUACAUGAAGAAACUGAACAAUUUGAAUGUGAAAUUUGUCAUAGGUCGUUUAAUCAAAAACCCAAUUUGGAACGUCAUUUACUAACACAUGCUACGGGCAGUAAAGAUUUCAUUUGUAAGGAAUGCGGUAAGGGUUAUGUACUAGAAGUUCAACUUAAAUCACACAUCAAAACGGUACAUAGUGAUAAUCGUGUAUGUGAUCAAUGUGGUAAAACUCUGCAUGGUAUUGGAGCACUCAAGAAGCAUCUAAUGGAACAUGCUGGCAUUGAAAGACCUAAAUAUCCAUGUGAUGAAUGUGGUGCCCAGUUAAGAUCUCGCGGCAAUUUAAGACGUCACAAAGCAGCGUACCAUAACGAUGGUUCUACCAUUUAUGUUUGCAGUAUUUGCGGUAAAGUGGCAGCCAGUGAAUAUGGUCUAUUGACACAUAAAAAACAUGUCCAUCAAGAGGAGCGUAAGCACAAAUGUACAUAUUGCGAUAAGGCAUUUAAACGUCCGAAAUUUCUUCGUGAACAUAUUGCCACACAUACCGGCGAGGAUCUGUAUCAAUGUCCUCAUUGUCCACAAACUUUUAAGGUUAGUUCCAAUAUGCAUCAUCAUCGUAAAAAAGCUCAUCCCGUAGAGUUUGAAGAGGGCAGGAAAAAUCGUUUACAAUUGCGUAAAGUCGAUAUAACACAAGUAACUAAUCAAGUUGUAAUAUUAAUUACCGACGAAGAAUUUCUUAAAUAUCCACAAGAAAAUAAAGUUCUUUGCCACGACUGUUGGGUGCCUAUUAAAGAGUUCCAUGAAUUUCAGCAGAAUGUUAUAAAGACACGUACAUUGCUGGAGAAAUCGGAUAUAAAACAAUUGCCAUUGACUAUUAAAACGGAAAGUGAAAUUGAGCUGGAUGAGGAGAAAGUAAAUUUAGAAUGUGAUGAUGAUAGAUAUUUUGAUAAAAGUGACGAUGAUAAAGAGGAUGAUUAUGAAAUUGGUUUCGAUGAUAUUAGUGUUAAAAAUGAUUUAGAGGAGAACUCUGUAAGUACAGAUGAUGAAGAUGACGAGAAGCCUUUAAUAAGCUGGAAAACAAGAAAGGUAGUUGAUAAUAAAACAAACAGAACAGAUUCCGAGAGCACCAUUCAAAAACCUAAAGGAAAACGAGGUAGAAAACCCAAAAAUGUAGCUAAAACAAAGGGAACAGGAGAACAUAAUGAUAAUGAAACUGAAAAUACAGACCAGGAUGGAAACGAUAAUGAUAUAAAAACAAAAAAAGCUAAACUAAAUAAUAAUGAUGUUGACGAUGAUAAACAGGAAAAAAGCAAUUCUAAAUUUAAUUUAGAAAAAGCACGAGAAUCUGAUGCAUUCAUCAGGGAAUGGAAACCCAUAUUGGAGUGUGAUUUAUGUGAAGAGUCAUCUACAAGUUUUGAUAAAUUGCGUACACAUUUUCGAGAAAAACAUAAAACUAGAUUCUAUAUAAAGUGUUGUGAGCGUAAGUUCUACCGACGUUAUGUCUUAGUUAAUCACAUACAGCUACAUCUUAAUCCGGAAACACACAAAUGUGACAUAUGCGGAAAAGUAAGUGCUAAUAAAAAUAAUCUUAAAUUGCAUAAACGAUUAAUGCAUGAAGAAAUCGAACAGCUAGAAUGUGAGGUUUGUCAUAAAUUGUUUAAUUUAAAAACCUCAUUAGAUCGUCAUUUACUCACCCAUGUAACGGGCGAUAAGGACUUUGUGUGUCAAGAGUGUGGCAAGGGUUAUGUGCUGGAAGUUCAACUUAAGUCACACAUCAAAACCGUACACAAUGUGGAUCGUGUGUGCGAUCAGUGUGGAAAAACUAUACACGGUAUACAGGCUCUGAAAAAACAUUUAAUGGAACAUGCGGGCAUUGCAAAACCUAAAUUUCCCUGUGACGAAUGCGGUGUCGAGUUGAAUUCUCGUAAUGGCCUAAAACGUCAUAAGGCUGCCUUUCAUCAUGAUGGUUCAACGAUUUAUGUUUGUGGCGUUUGUGGUAAAGUAGCGUCCAGCGAAAGUGCUUUAUUAAAUCAUAAAAAAUAUGUCCAUGAAGAGGAGCGUAAACAUAAGUGUACUUAUUGCGAUAAAGCCUUUAAACGUCCAAAAAAUCUACAAGAACAUAUAGCCACUCAUACUGGUCAGGAUCUGUAUCAGUGUCCUCAUUGUCCGCAAACAUUUAAAGUUAGCGCUAAUAUGCAUCAUCAUCGUAAGAAAGUACAUCCCGUGGAAUGGGAAGAGGGUAGAAAGAAUCGUUUACAAGUACCUAAAGUUGAUAUAAAUCAUGUUAAGAAUCAAGUUCAAUUUAUAAUGUCCACAACAUCUUUGUGUCGUUUGUGUAUCUGUGACUAUACGGAAUGUAAAAGUUUAUUCGAUGAAUUUGGUCAGGGCAAUGAAGUCUACGAAAUUACUGUGAAAUAUUUUGAUCCCAUGUUUCUUAACUCACAACAAUAUCCACAACUAUCUAUGGUUAUUUGUAUGAAAUGCUGGCAUCACAUCAAUGAUUUUCAUAGUUUCCAACAGACAGUACUCAAUGCUCAAACAAAACUAGAGCACGAAUUUAAACAAAUUGUUACCAGCAUUAAAUUGGAAGAAGAUUUGUUAAAUGGUUCAGAGCAACCUUUAACUAUUAAUACCCAAAAUACUGAGGAGCAGGCUUUAUAUCAUAAUGUCUUUAAUAACGUUUGUGUGGAUGUGGAGGAGAAAAAUGAAAUAUUUCUACCGGACUUAGAUGUGGACGACAUUAAGGAUGAUAAUCCCUUUUCAACAGAUGAUGAAAAGCCUUUAUUAGAUAGUAUACCCUUAAACACAAGAAGAAAGCGCGGAAGAAAACCUAAAAAAGAAGACGAUAUCGAUAAGGAUAACUCCAGUGUAAAACGCACAAGAAAACCUAGAAAUAAAAACAAUACAGAAAGUAAAACCCAAUCGAAAACCACCUUGAAGCGCAAAACAAAAACAAAAGAUACAAAUGAUAAAAUUGCUGCAGUUAAAACGGAAAAUGAAACAGAAAAUUCUCAAAAAAAUUUAGAAAACAAUGAACAUGAUACUAAUAUUUCCUCAAAUGAGGAUGACGACGAUGAUUAUGAUAUUGAACACGAUGAGAAUGAUAAUGAUGAUAGCGAUAAUAAUCAUCAUCAAGAUGAUCCAGAUGCCUUUGUUUCAUCCAAUGAUAAACAGAAGCCGGGCAAACAAAAAACUAAAGAAAUCGAUGCAUUUAUUGCCGAAUGGAAACAGGAAUUGGAAUGUGACAUAUGUAAUCUUGCUUUUACAAAUUUAACUUUUCUAAGAAAACAUUUUAGCAUAGAACAUCCCAAGCAGAAAUGUUAUGUUUCCUGUUGUCAACGUAAAUUAAAACAUCGUUUUGAUAUAGUCGAACACAUACGCUAUCACAUAGAUCCGAACACUUUUAAAUGCAAGCUAUGCGAUAAGGUUUCUACCAAUAGCCGUAAUCUGAACAAACAUAUGCAUGAGAAACAUACAGCCGAAGGUCAAGAGCGUCCCUUUGAAUGUACAAUAUGCCAAAAACGUUUUGCUAAGAAAUGCACUCUGAAAACGCAUAUGGAAACACACGAUACAGGCAAAGAUUAUAAGUGUAGCGAAUGUGGAAAAGGUUUCUCUACCGAACAACGCCGCAAAAUACAUGAACGUAUGGUUCACAAUGUUGAUCGUGUUUGCGAUCAAUGUGGCAAAACUAUACAUGGUGUUUAUGCUCUAAAACAACAUAUACUCGAACAUGCUGGCAUUAAAAAACGUAAAUGGCCCUGUGAUCAAUGUAAUGCCGAACUAAAUUCUCGUUCCAGUUUAAAACGUCACAAAACGGUGGCACAUCAUGAUGGUUCUACGGUGUAUGUGUGUAGUGAAUGUGGUAAAAUUGCUCCUACCGAGACGGCGUUACGUAGUCACAAAAAAUAUGUCCAUCAAGCUGAGCGUAAAUUUAAAUGUACCAUUUGUGACAAAGGCUUUAAAGUUGCCAUUGUAUUGCGCGAACAUAUGGCUACUCAUACGGGAGAAGAUUUAUAUCAGUGUCCUCAUUGUCCAAAGACAUUUAAAGUUAAUGCCAAUAUGCAUCAUCAUCGAAAGAAGGCCCAUCCCAAAGAAUGGGCUGAAGGAAGAAUGAAUAAACCGAUUAUUACAAAAGUUGACGUUAAUUUGGUAUCAAAUGAAGUGGUUAUUGGAAGUAAAUCCAUUUUCUUAACUAUAAUGGCAGCAACAGCAUUAUGUCGUUUGUGUAUUUGUGCUCACAGCGAAUUUAAGAAUCUAUAUGAUGAAAUUGGACAGGGAAAUGAAAUCUACGAAAUUACAGUAAAAUAUUUUGAUCCUAUGUUCCUUAACUCCCAGCAAUACCCACAAUUGUCUAGGGGUAUAUGCAUACAAUGUUGGCAGCAUAUCGACGAUUUCCAUAAUUUUCAGCAGUCCGUUCACAAUGCUCAAAUGAAAUUCGAACAGGACAUUAACGAAAUUGCAACUAAUAUUAAAUUGGAAAACGGCUUAGCGACAGAAGUAGAAACCUCAAAUCAGAAUAUAAGUUUUAACGAAGAUGGAACUAGAGAACUCUGUUUAACACAGUUAGAUAUAAUAGAGGUGAAAAAUGAAGAUUCUUUCGCACUUGAAGAGAAGAUGGAAGAUGACAACGAUCUGAAAAUGGAUUUGUUGGAGGUAUUACCCAAACGAUCAAGAAAGACCAAACAAACUGAAAUAAAAGAGGAAAAGAAAGUAAAUGUAAGGCAAGGAAAAGUAGCAGUCGCUCCAAAAAGAGGUCGAACAAAGUUAUCACGCAAAGCCGCUAAAAUUUGUCAAGAGAAGUUAACAAAUAAUACUAAACCAAUAAACACAGAAAUACCAAAACAUGAUAUUAACAUGGAAGAGUAUACAAAAGAUAGUGAACAAAUGAACAGUGAAAAUCUGAACAAUAAUUCCAAUUCAUCAAUAACAUAUAAUGAUGGUAAUGAAAGCGAUGAUCCUAAUUAUCUUGCAGAUCCAGAUGCUUUUGUUUCUUCUAAUGAUAAACAAAAAUCAGUUAAAAAAACGACAGAAAUUGAUGAAUUUAUAGCAAAUUGGAGACCACUUCUGGAAUGUGAUCUUUGUCAAGAAAAUUUUAAAGAUCUUACCUUGUUACGUAAACAUUUCAUUUCAGAACAUCCUAAACAAAAAUGCUACGUUACCUGUUGUCAACGUAAGUUAGUACAGCGUGUACAAAUUGUUGAACAUAUUCGAUAUCACUUGGAUCCAAAUACCUUUAAAUGUAAUAUAUGUGGAAAUGUUUUUCUAACUAGCCGUAAUUUAAAUUAUCAUAUGCAUGAUAAACAUACAGAUGAAGGUCAAAAACGUUCAUUCGAAUGCUCGAUUUGUCAAAAAGCUUUUACCAAAAAAGGUGCUCUCAAAAAGCACAUGGAAACUCAUGAUACCGAUCAAACAUAUAAAUGUAGCCAAUGCGAAAAAGGAUUUUCCACCGAACAACGACGAAAAAUUCAUGAACGUAAUGUACAUAAUGCUGAUCGGGUGUGUGAUCAAUGUGGAAAGACUUUACAUGGUGUGGCUGCACUUAAACAACAUAUGCUCGAACAUGCUGGUGUUAAGAAACCAAAAUGGCCUUGUGAUCAGUGUAAUGCAGAAUUGACAUCACAUUCUAGCUUAAAGCGUCACAAAACUGUUCAUGAAACAUCAAAAGUUUAUGCUUGUGAUGAAUGUGGUAAAAUUGCUCCCACCCAAAUGAGCUUACAAAGUCAUAUACGUUAUUCUCAUAAGUUAGAGCGUAAAUUUAAAUGUACCAUAUGUGAUAAGGCUUUUAAGGUUCCCCAUGUUUUACGCGAACAUAUGGCUACUCACACUGGAGAGGAUUUAUAUCAGUGUCCACAUUGUCCUCAGACAUUUAAAGUUAAUGCCAAUAUGCAUCAUCAUCGCAAAAGAGUACAUCCGGUAGAAUGGGAAGAAGGUAGAAGAAGGUGGAUAUAUACAGGCAAAUAAUGCUAAAUAGUAUUGGUGUGAUUUUAUGUACAUAAUUACAAAUGUAUUUGUUUUUUCUUUUCUUUGGAAGGAAAUAAAAGGAGUUUAAAA
Molecule: messenger RNA, 7118 nt
Organism: Lucilia cuprina (Australian sheep blowfly)
Lineage: Eukaryota; Metazoa; Arthropoda; Insecta; Diptera; Calliphoridae
Cellular component (GO): nucleus
Molecular function (GO): zinc ion binding
Source: RefSeq, a predicted model, not a curated record